This is a messenger RNA of Xiphophorus hellerii (green swordtail), 912 nucleotides long. RefSeq names its product myeloid-associated differentiation marker-like protein 2. Lineage: Eukaryota; Metazoa; Chordata; Actinopteri; Cyprinodontiformes; Poeciliidae. The coding region runs from base 1 to 843 and encodes 280 amino acids. Gene Ontology annotation, cellular component: membrane. The transcript has a single exon. The record is from RefSeq and is a predicted model, not a curated record.
AUGUGUGGCCCGUUCUCCAGCUUCCAGGGGAUUAUUCGCCUGGUGGAGAUUAUAUUCAGCGCUCUGGCUCUGGCCGUCGUCCUGUUCAGAGGCACGAUGGUCGUCCCCUGGGGCAUUUGGUGCGAGUUCGUCUGGGUGUUGUGCAUCGUCGUCCCCUUGGUGCUGCUCGUGAUGGAGAGCAAAGGCUGGCACAUCCUGCUGGCGGCGUUCCUCCCCAACUGGGCCGACCUGACCCUGGGCCUGACAGCCGUGUGCUGCAUCUCCGUGAUCUCCGCCACGGUGGCCUUCGCUGCCGUUUUCGUCUGCCUCACCUGCAUUGCAGACAUCCUGUGCUUCAUCUUCUCGCUGGUCGCCACGGCGUGCUUUCUGGUCGACGUCGUCAAGCAGAGGUCGGCGUUCGGCAGCGGCUACAUGUCCAGCCUGAGAGGAAUUCUCCGCAUAUUGGAGGCAUUUGUCGCCUGCAUGAUCCUCACUGCCGCCGACGACCAUUUUGUGAGAGGGGAAUGGUUCUACAAACCUUCCGGGAUGAUACUGUGCGCCGUUAUCUUCGGAGUUUGCCUCCUGGUCACCGCGGCCAUCAUCGUCCUCAAUCUGCUGAAGCUUUUGCAGUGUCUGCUGGUGUUCAGGCUGAACCUGGUGGAGUUUGUGUUUAACAUGGUGGCGGUGGUGCUGUACCUGCUUGCUGUCAUCCUGUGGACUGUGUUUGGCUACAGUCGCUACAGGCACAACCCUUACACCUGCAUCGAAUGUUCCUACGCAGACAUGAAUGCCGUCACGGUGGGAAGCGCUUUGAACCUCGUUCUUUACAUCGUAGACCUGCUUCUAUCCAUUAAGUCACUGUAGAAAAGUUCAGAUGUGACUUUAUUAUCCCAGGCUCUGUCAUUUGGUGAAUAAAAAUGAAAACAGCUGUGA